AUGGGGAAGCGACAGCACCAGAAAGACAAGAUGUACAUUACCUGUGCUGAAUACACUCACUUCUAUGGUGGCAAGAAACCAGAUAUUCCACAAACAAAUUUUCAUCCUUUACCUUUUGACCACUGCAGUCUCUCUCUGCAGCCCUUCAGCUACCCGGUCUGCACCCCUGAAGGCGUCGUCUUUGACUUGCUAAACAUCCUUCCUUGGCUUAAGAAGUACGGGACCAACCCCAGCAUGAACUUUGCAAAGAACAGUGAAGAGAAGUACCACUGUCCAGUGCUAUACACCGUGUUCACCAACAACACCUACAUCAUGGCCAUCAGGACCACUGGCAAUGUCUAUGCCUAUGAGGCAGUGGAGAAGCUCAAUAUCAAGGCCAAGAGCUUCCGAGACCUGCUGACAGACGAGCACUUCUCCCGGCAGGACAUCAUCACCCUCCAGGACCCUACAAAUUUGGACAAAUUCAAAGUCUCCAACUUCUUUCAUGUUAAGAAUAUCAUGAAAAUAACCAACCCAUAUGAAGAAAAGGCCAAACAGGACCCAUCUUAUUAUUUGAAAAAUACCAAUGCCGAGACCCGAGAAACACUGCAGGAGCUCUACAAGGAGUUCAAGGGGGAUGAGGUCCUGACGGCCACCAUCAAAGUCCCAGAGAAGAAGAAGGAGGACAAGCUGAAUGCGGCCCACUAUUCCACUGGGAAGGUUAGCGCCUCCUUCACCUCCACCACCCUGGUUCCAGAGACCACCCACGAAGCAGCCGCCAUGGACGAGGACGUGUUGCGCUACCAGCUUGUGAAGAAGAAGGGCUACCUGCGGCUGCACACCAACAGGGGAGACCUCAACCUGGAGCUGCACUGCGACAUGACACCAAAAACCUGCGAAAACUUCAUCAAGCUCUGCAAGAAGCAGUAUGACAAUGGCACCCUCUUCCACAGGUCUAUCAGGAAUUUUGUGAUCCAGGGAGGUGACCCCACUGGCGCAGGUACGGAUGGGGAGUCUUACUGGGGAAAACCCUUCAAAGAUGAGUUCCGGCCCAACCUCUCGCACAUGGGCCGAGGCAUCCUCAGCAUGGCCAACUCGGGGCCCAACACCAACAAGUCUCAGUUCUUUAUCACCUUUCGCUCCUGCGCCUACCUCGACAAGAAGCACACCAUCUUCGGGCGGGUCGUUGGGGGCUCUGACACAGUAACAGCCGUGGAGAAUGUGGAGAGUGACCCCAAAACGGACCGCCUUAAGGAUGAAAUCUGCAUCGACUACACCAUGGUGUUUGUGGACCCCUGCGAGGAGGCUGAUGUGCAGAUCGCCGGGGAGCGGAAAGAGGCAGCCCCCGAGAGCACAGUGAAGAAAAGCCAGUCCAAGUCAGGGAGCCAGGGCCCCCCUACCUACCGCCAGGGGGUGGGCAAGUACAUCAACCCUGCAGCCACGAAACGUGCAGCUGAUGAGGAACCAUUCACCAGCGCAGCUGUCCCCGUGGCCAGGAAGCAGCCCAGUGGAGGCUUCAAGGACUUCAGCGCGUGGUAG
Molecule: messenger RNA, 1518 nt
Organism: Myotis myotis
Lineage: Eukaryota; Metazoa; Chordata; Mammalia; Chiroptera; Vespertilionidae
Product: RING-type E3 ubiquitin-protein ligase PPIL2-like
Biological process (GO): protein polyubiquitination; protein peptidyl-prolyl isomerization
Cellular component (GO): catalytic step 2 spliceosome
Molecular function (GO): ubiquitin-ubiquitin ligase activity; peptidyl-prolyl cis-trans isomerase activity
Source: RefSeq, a predicted model, not a curated record